Molecule: messenger RNA, 3717 nt
Organism: Dufourea novaeangliae
Lineage: Eukaryota; Metazoa; Arthropoda; Insecta; Hymenoptera; Halictidae
Gene: Upf1
Product: regulator of nonsense transcripts 1 homolog
Exons: 5
Coding region: 188-3550 (1120 amino acids)
Biological process (GO): nuclear-transcribed mRNA catabolic process, nonsense-mediated decay
Cellular component (GO): cytoplasm
Molecular function (GO): zinc ion binding; RNA helicase activity; RNA binding
Source: RefSeq, a predicted model, not a curated record
UGCUCGAAAGUGUUCGUAGUUCUCAGUUGUACACGCUGCUGGUUCGCUUUGUGUUCGACGAUCGUUUCUCUCGAGGGUUUCCCGGAGGCGCAGCGUUGUCGCGCGCGGACGGUGUUCUCUGGUUCGCCAGCCGUGAGCAAGCCUAUUUAUCACAAGGCUCCAAAAGGACGUCGAAUAUCGUGGCAGGAUGAGCGUCGACGCGUACGGGCCUAGCAGUCAGACCCUUACGUUCCUUGACCCGGAGGAAGCGGAUCUGAUCGGUGCGGACACUCAGGGCAGCGAAUUUGACUUCACCGAUUUCACAUUACCAUCACCGAGUCAAACUCAGGCUUCGCAGCACGAUGUUGUUCAAAGUCAGCCAAGCCAGCCCGUGCAGGUUAAUGGAACAAGCGGUGGCUCUUCCUUGGAGUUGAAGAUUUCUGGAGCUGCACAGAGUCUUGCUGAACUACAGUUUGAAGAGGAGGAAGAGGAAGCAUACUAUAACCGUGAUUUACCAGAGCAUGCAUGUAAAUAUUGUGGAAUUCACGAAGCAUCGUGUGUUGUUAUGUGUAAUGUCUGCAGAAAAUGGUUUUGUAAUGGUCGUGGAAAUACAUCUGGAUCACAUAUCAUCAAUCAUCUUGUCAGAGCUAAACAUAAGGAAGUUACUCUCCACAGGGAUGGACCCCUGGGAGAAACAAUUCUGGAAUGUUACUCUUGUGCUGUCAGAAAUGUCUUUGUUCUUGGCUUCAUACCUGCAAAGGCAGACUCUGUUGUUGUGUUACUAUGCCGGCAACCAUGUGCAGCUCAAAGUUCCCUGAAGGACAUGAAUUGGGACCAAGAACAAUGGAAGCCUUUAAUAGAGGACCGCAGCUUUCUUGCGUGGCUGGUGAAAAUUCCAUCGGAACAGGAACAGUUACGAGCUCGACAAAUUUCUGCCCAACAAAUUAAUAAAUUGGAAGAAUUGUGGCGUGAUAACGUUGACGCAACCUUUCAAGAUUUAGAAAAACCCGGAGUGGACGAAGAACCGCAACAGGUGCUGUUGCGGUACGAAGAUGGAUACCAAUAUCAGAAUAUAUUUGGACCUCUGGUAAAGCUCGAAGCGGAUUACGAUAAACGUUUGAAGGAGUCCCAAACUCAAGAGAACAUCGAAGUUCGAUGGGACGUUGGUUUAAAUAAGAAAACAAUAGCGUACUUUAUGCUGGCUAAAACUGACGGCGAUAUGAAGUUGAUGCACGGUGAUGAGUUAAGACUUCGCUACUUGGGUGAGCUUCAUAAACCUUGGUCAGGCAUUGGGCAUGUGAUCAAAAUACCGGACAACUACGGCGAAGAAGUUGGCAUAGAGUUGAAGAAUAAUUCCGGCGCUCCAACGGAAUGUAUCAGCAACUUUGUUGUCGACUUUAUCUGGAAAAGUACUAGUUUCGAUCGCAUGCAAUUAGCAUUACGGAAGUUUGCUGUGGAUGACUCGUCCGUGUCCGCUUACAUAUACCACAGAUUAUUGGGGCACGAAGUAGAGGAGGUCCUGUUCCGUUGUCACUUACCGAAGCACUUUAGCGCACCUAAUUUACCGGACUUGAAUCGAUCUCAAGUAUACGCUGUUAAACACGCUGUCCAGAGGCCAUUGUCUUUGAUCCAAGGACCACCUGGUACAGGAAAAACCGUAACCAGCGCAACGAUAGUCUACCAAUUAGUUAAACAAAAUGGCGGACCUGUACUAGUAUGCGCGCCUUCCAAUACAGCCGUGGACCAACUUACAGAGAAGAUACACAAAUCGAACUUGAAAGUGGUACGGCUUUGCGCAAAAUCAAGAGAAGCAAUCGACUCGCCAGUAAGCUUUCUCGCGCUUCACAAUCAGAUCAAGAAUAUGGAAACGAACACCGAGUUGCAGAAGUUACAGCAACUGAAGGACGAAACCGGAGAACUGUCCAGCGUGGAUGAAAAACGCUACAGACUAUUGAAGAAAGCAGCCGAAAAGGAACUAUUGGAAGCAGCUGACGUGAUUUGCUGUACUUGCGUUGGAGCAGGUGACCCAAGGUUGCAUAGGCUGAAGUUCCAUUCGAUCCUUAUCGACGAGAGUAUGCAGGCAACAGAACCUGAAUGUAUGGUACCAGUCGUUCUUGGUGCAAAGCAGCUGAUUCUUGUCGGCGAUCAUUGCCAAUUAGGACCUGUAGUUAUGUGCAAAAAGGCCGCCAGAGCAGGUUUGUCGCAGUCUCUGUUUGAGAGAUUAGUCGUCCUCGGAAUCAGACCUUUCCGUUUAGAGGUGCAGUAUCGUAUGCACCCGGAUUUGUCGCGUUUUCCAUCGAACUUCUUCUACGAGGGUUCUCUGCAAAAUGGUGUAUGUGCUGACGAAAGGAAGUUGCUGAAGAUCGACUUCCCUUGGCCUGCACCCGACAAACCAAUGUUCUUUUAUGUUACCCAAGGACAAGAAGAAAUUGCUGGCAGCGGUACGUCUUAUCUGAAUCGAACCGAAGCGUCGAACGUUGAGAAAAUAGCCACGCGUUUCUUACGCUGUGGCGUUAAACCCGAACAGAUCGGUGUAAUAACUCCGUACGAAGGGCAGAGAGCUUAUCUGGUACAGUACAUGCAAUACCAAGGAUCGUUGCACUCGAAGCUUUAUCAAGAGAUAGAGGUGGCCAGCGUGGACGCGUUCCAGGGCCGCGAAAAGGACAUAAUAAUUAUGUCCUGCGUUAGAUCGAACGAGCACCAAGGCAUUGGAUUCUUGAACGAUCCGAGACGUUUGAACGUCGCGUUGACGCGUGCCAAGUACGGAAUUAUAAUUGUAGGAAAUCCGAAAGUCUUGUCGAAGCAACCACUGUGGAAUCACUUGCUCAGUUUUUACAAAGAACAGAAAGUCCUCGUCGAGGGACCGUUGAACAAUCUCAAGGAAUCCAUGAUCCAGUUCGCUAAACCAAAGAAACUCGUUAACGCCGCUAAUCCAGGAUCACACUUCAUGUCCACGUCUAUGUACGACGCAAGGGAGGCUCUGAUUCCGGGAUCGGUCUACGAUAGGUCCGGCACCCAAGUGAAUGGAACGCAAAAUCAUAAUCCUUAUUACCAGAGGAACGUACCGUUGGAUAUAUUCAGUAGGACCCACGACACUAUUAGUUACAUCAGUCCAGAGAGGGCGCAGGCAGCGAUGAACAACGUGCCGGUCCCAGUGGGGAUGUUCAUGAACAUGGCUCACGUGCCUCCACGCUUCUACAAUCAGCAUCAACAGGCGCUUCAAGCCAGACAAAAUCAACGCAAUCGUCGGGGAACUGCUUUGUCCAAGAACAAACAGGGACCGCGAAUGGGCAAGCUGAGUCAAACGGAACAGAACAACACCCAACCGUACAGUCAGCCAGGUCUGCCAUUGACUCAGGGUACCACGCAGGGCAUGUCUCAGCCAGGUUUCAGCCUCUCGCAGCCUGGCUUGAGCCAAGCGGAGCUGUCGCAGGAUUCGUUCGCAGUUGGUGAAUUCCAGUCGCAGAUGGACGGUCUGUUGUCGCAGGACUCGACCUACCAAGGUGAUCGAAGUGGUUUCUAUCAGUCUGGACAGUCACAAGCCGGGGGACAGUUCUCCCAGCCAUACUGAGCCGAGACCGUACGGCUGAGCAACGCAAUUGCUAUGCAGCGUCGCGGGAGCGACUGAAGGCUCGUUCGACAAAUUCUUCUUGGACCAACAACCACAAAUCACUAACUGCGCAAAACGGUAAAACGGCUCGAGGCGAUCGAGUACGGUUAUAAUGUACGCAGUCGUCG